Messenger RNA from Solea senegalensis (Senegalese sole), 1702 nucleotides. Its product is annotated as KIAA0513 ortholog. The coding region runs from base 218 to 1519 and encodes 433 amino acids. The record is from RefSeq and is a predicted model, not a curated record. The transcript has 13 exons. NCBI's taxonomy places the organism in Eukaryota, Metazoa, Chordata, Actinopteri, Pleuronectiformes, Soleidae.
AGUUGUGGCUAUGUGUCCGAGUUGAGAGCAGCAGGAACAAGAGUAGGUUCCUCCUCAGUUUCUUCUCUCAGCGUCGUCACAGAUGCACUGGCUUUGUGAGCUCACCUGAUGUCAGCGCCCUCAGGUGGUGUGAGGAGGGUCUGCAGAAUCAAACCCCUCAUGUUCAUGCAGAGAGGAACCCCGUCGUUGAGCUAAAAGGAAGGGACUUGUUUCCGUCAUGGAGGGCGUGGCCAUGCAGAACCUCAUAAACUUUGAAAUUCCGUCAGAAGACGGUGCUCUGAGCGCCAACGCGGGUCACAACCAAGGCCGUGUGGACAUUUUCUCUCCAGAGCCGGAGUCUUCUCUGGGAGUCCAACAGCAGUCGUCACUGCCAGAGCCAAUGACACCAUCCAAGCACAACUCUCACUACCAGCAGCACCACCCAGAGGACGAAGGAGGCAAUGACAGCGACACCACAGAGUCUGCGGACAGCGAGGACGACAUGGACCCGUCCUCUCACAUGUGGGAGCUGAGAAGGUCGUCGUCUUCCUCUGUUCACAGCAGGGAGGACGCCGACGGCGACACGCUGGAGGGAAGACGCUUCAUGAAGGUUUAUGUGGAGAAGGUGUUUCAUGGAAAAGCAGACUUUGACCAGGAAGAGAAGGCUCGUUUUGGAGAGCUGUGCACUGGAGAGAGCAGUAAAGCUCGCGAGUGGUUCGCCAAACACGUCAGUGCACAGCGCUGCCGCUCUACAUGUGUGAGCGAGGCCACUUUCUACAGACUGGUCCAGUCGUUCGCCGUCGUUCUCUUCGAAUGUUACCAGAUGGACGACUACAGUCCGGCCAAAAACCUCAUGACCAUGUGUUUCACCUACUACUACAUUGGAAAGUGUCCACCGUCUCCGUCACAGCUGCUAGACCGCGGCGUCCCUCCCGCUGGUAUGGACUUGUAUCUCAACAAGGCCAACUCCUGGCUAUCGGGGACGAAGGACGCUGCCGUCGGCCUUCUCAAAAACACGUCCAAGACUGACGUCAAAGGUUUCUUCGGAGGCUUGGAGAGCAAGCUCAGGAGCUCAACAGCUCAGAAGACGGGAGAAGGAGAAAGUCCAACUGAGAUGAAGCCCAUUUCUCCAGUGUCUGAGGCUGCAGAGGGGAAGAGAGGGGAGAAAGUUUACCUGUACACACACCUGAAGCAGCAGCCCAUCUGGCACACGCUCAGAUUCUGGAACGCUGCUUUCUUUGACGCCGUUCACUGCGAGCGGAGGAAACGGUCGCCGACCACCAGGAGAACGAAGGAUGAAGAGAAAGACGAGAGGGAGAAGUGGUGUCACAUGACGCAGGAGGAGCGAGACGACAGCUCCAAGAUCGACGAGAACAUCGCGUUCGGUCAGCUGGGGACGUUCACUCACAACAUGUUAGCGUUUGGUCUCAGUAAGAAGCUGUGUAACGACUUCCUGAAGAAACAGGCCAUCAUCGGAAACCUCAACCAAGAACAGUACAAGUUACUGAGUGACCACAUAGAGAAGAUGGCGGCUGAGUGAGGGAGUGCGAGGACAACGGUCACAUGACACGUUACAGUUUCCAUGGAGGAGAAACAACCAACAACCACAAAAACUGAACUGAACUGUGUCAUAGUCGUAGCAGCAAUAAUCAACAUCAUCAUCAUCAUCAAUAUCAUCAUCAAUAUGGUCAAUAUCAUCCUUAUCAUUGAUAUCAUCAAUAUG